Messenger RNA from Aplysia californica (California sea hare), 2148 nucleotides. RefSeq names its product KRR1 small subunit processome component homolog. Gene Ontology annotation, cellular component: nucleolus; small-subunit processome. The record is from RefSeq and is a predicted model, not a curated record. The transcript is spliced from 2 exons. Lineage: Eukaryota; Metazoa; Mollusca; Gastropoda; Aplysiida; Aplysiidae. Gene Ontology annotation, molecular function: RNA binding. The coding region runs from base 269 to 1273 and encodes 334 amino acids.
CAAUAUUUCUGUAUUUGUAUUUUAUUUUCACGGCUGCUUGGUACAAAAUGAUGAAACUAAAAUUCUACGACGGCAGCCAUUGUUUAUGACCAUCAUAACUAAACUUCCGGUUUCAUUUUUCAUUUAUCUAAACACACGUUCUCUGCAUGGCAUGCUUGUAUUUCAUUAAUAAGAUCGAAUGCUCUUUGACAACGUUAGGUUGGAAAAGUCAAAAGUGAAACGUAUAAGUGAGGCGAACUGUUAAGAGUUUUGAGCUAUUGUUAUCACUAUGGAACAGGAAGAUGAUAGGCUCACUGUUCCUGAGGGUUGGAAAGACGAGCCUUUCACACGUGAGGAUAACCCUCGAGGUUUAUUGACAGAAAGUUCAUUCUCUGUGCUGUUUCCAAAGUACAGAGAGAGUUACCUGUCCAAGACGUGGCAGCAGGUGAAAAGCACUCUCAGCGAACAUGGCGUGGAGGCGGAAAUGGACCUCAUCAAGGGCAGUCUCUCCGUCCGCACCACCCGGAAAACGUUUGAUCCGUACAUCAUCAUCAAAGCCAGAGACUUGAUAAAUUUGCUGGCUCGCAGUGUGGAUCUAGAGCAAGCGAAGCGAGUUCUUGAGGACGACGUUGCUUGUGACAUUAUCAAAAUUGGCUCCAUGGUGUCGAAGAAAGAGCGCUUUAUUAAACGCCGGAAGAGGUUAAUUGGGCCCGGCGGGACCACACUGAAGGCUAUGGAGUGUCUGACCGACUGCUAUGUUGCGGUUCAGGGGAACACCGUGGCUGCGCUCGGUCCCCACCGCGGACUGAAGGAAGUUAGGAAAAUCGUGGAAGACUGCAUGAACAAUAUCCACCCGUUUUUCACUAUCCGCACGAUUAUGGAGAAGCACGAUCUUGCCAAAAACCCAGACAUGAAAAACCAGAACUGGGCUCCGUAUCUCCCGCAGUAUAAGAGCAAGAACAUAAGUAAACGUAAACAGCCGCUGAAGAAAAAGACAAAGAAGACAUACACACCAUUCCCACCCCCACAGCCAGAGUCGAAGGUGGAUAAGGAAUUGGCUACCGGGGAGUAUUUCCUGAAGGAGGAGGAGCGUCAGCAGAGAAAGACGGAGCUAAAGAAGCAGAAGCAGAAACAGGCGAAACAAGAUCGGCAACAGAAGAGGGACAAGUCGUUCAUUGCUCCCGAGGAGGCAAAGGAACCCCCAAAGAAAAAGUCAAAGGGGGAUGGGGAUUCGAAAGUAGAUUUGAAAAAACUGAAGCAGAAAUUUAGCAAAAUCUCCAAAAAGAAAACAUAGAGGAAAGUGUCUUUUGUGGAUUUGUUGAUGUUGGCUCUUCAAAAAUUUGUUCAAAAUUCCUUGACAUGACCAAUUUUUCUGUUAUUUAUAUCAGUUAAGGUCUACGUUUCAGUCAAAGACUAUCGUUCAUUGUGUACACAAUGUGAGGUUUAUCAAUCAUUGUUGUUGAAGUUUGAUGACUGGUGUUGUUUUACAUUACAAGGGACUACACAGCAGGUCUGGAGGUAAAGUGCCCAGUCACUGCAAAUCAUACACAUGGUCAUGUAUAAUUAUAAACAUCAGAAAGCGUCCUAGUUUGUUUUUUUAAAAGCCCCCCCCCAAAAAAAAAUGUUUUUUUUAAACAUACAUUUUGUACUAGUUGUUUAGAACUGGUGUGUAAUUAAAGCUGCACUUGAUUGUUGCAAGGUCUACAAGUAUCAAAAGUUGAGAUCGAUGCCCUUUCCUGGGAAACCUGACAUAUUCUACAACUCGAAAUUUCAAGUAGCGGCAUGCUUUGGGUAUAGGAUGAUUUGAUUUUUUUUAGUGAAAAACAUUUUUUGGUGCGUCUUUCUGCUGGGCAGUGUAAAGAUAGGCUGUUGUAAUUAACUCUCAUUCUAGUCUGCAGAAUGUAUUGUUAGCCCAGAGGCAUGCAAAAGAAUAUACACUUGAAUUCAUGCUUAGGAGCAUGUAUUAGAACAAGUUAAAAGCAUGCAUGAUGUUUCAUAUUUAUAAGGUCCAUGAAAUAUUUACUGGUUUAGAUAUUAUUGUUACGACUGUCAUUGAUAGUAUAGUGUCUUAUGUUCCUCUUCUUUCUGCUGGUGAUUACUUGUCUUGGGUGAGGUGGUAGUGUUUUGUUUGCUGUAAAUAUAUGAUAUUAAAAUUUUGAUGAAAACUUU